Molecule: messenger RNA, 651 nt
Organism: Cucumis melo (muskmelon)
Lineage: Eukaryota; Viridiplantae; Streptophyta; Magnoliopsida; Cucurbitales; Cucurbitaceae
Exons: 4
Coding region: 1-651 (216 amino acids)
Source: RefSeq, a predicted model, not a curated record
AUGGCUGUUAGAUUUGAGGAAGUCUCUCUCCAUCAGAAGUUCAGGAUUAGGUGGUUAGAGUUUGGUGAUCAGAACACUGCCUUAUUCUAUCAUUCUGUUAGAUCUCGUAUGAGCCACAACUCUUUGCUCUCUAUGGUUAAUUCUGGUGGCUCUCGGUUGACUUCUCAUGAUGGGGUGGUUCAGGUGGCUGUUAAUUAUUUUUGCAAUAGUUUGGGGUUACAGAUUAUUGGUUAUAGGGAUCCGUCUCUCGUGAUCGAUGACAUUGUUCAGUUUAGGUGGUUUGAGAAGUGUUGCCUUGCUUUACAAACCCCUAUUGAGCUUGAGGAGGUUAGGAAGAUGUUAUUUUCCAUUGAUAGUGGAAAGACUCCAAGUUUUGAUGGCUUUUCUGUUGGUUUCUUUAAAGUUCUAUCUCGUAUGUUGAACAGACCCAUCCAGAGUUUCCAGUUUCAUCAGCAAUGUGAAAAGAGAUUUGGUAAGUUUUUGGAUUUGUUUGCAAAUUUAGGGAAAAGCUCUAUGUUUGUUGUGGGGGUUAGUAGUGAGACUGCUUCUCUUUUGACUGGUAGUAUGGGUUUUGUUAUGAGGUUACAUCCUACCGGUUGUGCUUCUUUUAUUCAGCGUAUAACUAGCCGAAUUCGCUCUUGGGCUGCAUAG